This is a messenger RNA of Dermatophagoides farinae (American house dust mite), 531 nucleotides long. It is a transcript of the gene roh, whose product is annotated as reduction of Rh1. The record is from RefSeq and is a predicted model, not a curated record. Lineage: Eukaryota; Metazoa; Arthropoda; Arachnida; Sarcoptiformes; Pyroglyphidae.
AAACAUCAUCAAUGCCGAAAAAUCGUCAGUUCUGUGUUCAGAUGAUCACAAACUUGAGUUGAGAGUUCUUGGUUUGCCCUUCAUUGAAUUUGAUUGAAAAAGUUUAAACAAUGGUACGCAUCACUCCUAGAGCUUUAUUACGUUUUCAGAUGCCCAAACAGGGCAAACCAAUGGUCUGGCCAUACACAAUAGCUGCCAAAUGGUCACAUUUUAAUCUUGCAUAUGAAUGGAAAAUGAAUUGGACAUUCCGAUAUACCAUCUAUGGAAUGAUAACCGUAUUUCCAUUUGUCUGGUAUAUCGAUUCAAAGGUCAACUCUCCGGCUGCCAAAGCAACAUAUAAACGUCUUAAAAAAUUGGAACAUGAAAAAGAACAGGAAGCACAUAGAUGGGCUGAUAUUUCUGGACGUUAUGCUAACCGAUAAAAUGGCCGAUAUGAUUAAUGCAACACAUUUCAAAUCUAUAUUAAUGAUCGAAAUAACUUUGUUCAAUAGCAAUUGAAUUUGAAUUAGAAUAAAGAUAAUUUUUUCCUGA